AUGCGUUAUCAUGAUUAUAUUAAGAAAAUAAAUGGGGAUAAAAGUAAACAGAAUGUCAGUGACAGUGUCGUUGGUGAAUCGAGUGAAGAGAACAAUGAGGAAAGUAAUAGUAGUCGAGUAAGUAACAAUCUGAUCGAACAGUCUGGCUGUUUUUAAUGAAAACAAUCACCCAAGCACAAUGCAAAACUCUGAAAUGAUACAACACAGUCCGAGUUCAGCCAAGCCCUUUACUGUUAACCAAAUUACCUGUGUUUACUGGUGAUGUUCGACAAUAUUUCAUAUUUAAGUCAGAUUUUAAACACGCUGUCGAAGCACAAUAUUCCAAAAGAGAUACAUUGACAGUGCUACGUUCAUGUUUAAGUUCUGAGCCUGCCAAAUUGAUCGAAGGAAUAAGCUCUGAUUUAAAUGCUGCAUGGAAGUAUCUAGACCAAAACUAUGGUGACCCCAGAAUUGUAUCAGACACGAUUACCCUAGAUCUAGAAAGAUUCAGAAGUAUUCAACCUGGAGAAGAUCAUAGAUUCUGCCAAUUAGUAAAUAUGGUCGUACAACAUCUUGAAAGAAAUUAA
Molecule: messenger RNA, 566 nt
Organism: Paramuricea clavata
Lineage: Eukaryota; Metazoa; Cnidaria; Anthozoa; Malacalcyonacea; Plexauridae
Source: the annotation of a GenBank genome assembly